This is a messenger RNA of Schistosoma turkestanicum, 1744 nucleotides long. The record is from the annotation of a GenBank genome assembly. NCBI's taxonomy places the organism in Eukaryota, Metazoa, Platyhelminthes, Trematoda, Strigeidida, Schistosomatidae.
CUUAAACUGUCAGUUUUUAAAAACACGAAUUCUUCAGACUACGCCCUUUACACAGUCUAUUCUAUGGACUAUAUUUCUCAUGGUGUAGUUUUGAGAAUGAUCACUUUCUCCCAGAUUUUAAUAUCUUUCUCUUCAUGGGCGUCAUCUUAGCUUUACUUUGUGUGGUUGGGUUAAUUUUAACCUAAUACAAAUGGUUUGCUGUUUUUAUCAACUGCACCUGCGCUUAAUAUAUUGUAUACAAAAGUUACCAAAAGCUAGAAAUAUGGCUAUUAUAGUUCCGAGAAUGGGGUCACACCUUACACUGUAUACUCGUUACUUAUGCAGCAAUAUCCGUAAAUGCUCUUCAGUCAGUAACACAUAUGCUCCUGCUCCAAGGACUCAGAUUUAUUCGCAUUUUGAACAAGUGUCUCAAAUGUCGUCAGUUAUUGGCAAAUUUAUAACCUAUCCUGAAAAUGAAUUUUCCCUUUUCAUAGAGCCGUUUCUCAAAGUUGAGUCAACAGAGGAGCUUAGAACUUUUGGUGACCUUUCACUUUUGAUUCGAAAGCCAACAAUGAGUAUAAUUAAGGACGUGAUUAAUAUUAGAAACUUGCAGAAAGAAAAUUUCACAAACGAACUUAACCCUUCUAAAUCCGCCUUAUUAGCUAAAUUGUGUGUCCCACGUUUUGUGCUUCAUGGUCAACCGGGGACUGGUAUCUCUACUAUUUUGGGACAAAUCACAUGUUUUGCCGGUAGAGACAAAUGGCUUAUAUUUCCAUUCACCAGUUGUGAAAAUUUGCUAGAACCAUCUACUGACAUUGCUCCCAGCAACGAUUAUCACCAUAACCAACAUUGUCACAAUUUUUCUGGUAAUGCCCUUGAUUUCCCAGCUCGUUCUGCUGAAUGGCUUAAAGCCUUUUUAAAACUUAACCAACCACUGCUUGAAGAGAUAAAACCGGUCGUAUCUCGACAAUUGGAAUGGACCAAGAAAGACAUAAUGCCCGAAGGAACAUCUUGGGUAGAUCUAAUAAAUUUUGGCGUCGCCAGGACCAAAUACGCAACAGAUUGCAUUGGAAUUUUAUUAAGAGAGAUGCGUACCCUAUCAUCCACUCCCGAUGGCCCUCCUUGUUUAUUUAUCGUUGAUGGUGUCAAUUUUAUGUGGUGUCGAGGAACUUUAUUAAAGGAUAAAACUGUUUCUGCUCGUGUUACUCCCGAUCGAUUGGCAAUUGUGCAUCAUUUAAAACGUGCAUUGAGGGGAGAUUGGCGUCAUGGUGUCAUAAUUACCUCUACAAAUAUUCGAGCAGCUUGGCCUACGGACAGAGAACAAUACACUCCUGGUUACCUUUUGGGAAAAUCCGGUUUCGAAUGUAUGGAUCCGUUCAUUCCUGUUCUCGUUGAAAACUACACCCCAACAGAAACUAAUGCCUUAUUAAGAUUUUAUGCAGAGAAUAAUUGGCUCACAAAUCCUGCUGCCUUUACACCUGAGGGUCAAGCUGAAUUAAUAUUUUUGUCUGAUUACAAUCCAUUGGAACUGAGUCGUUUGGCUGCUGAAUGGUAGACUACUAAUUGAAUUAUUAAAAUAGUAUUAGAGUUGGAAAUUCUUAACUUGUUGUUUGUAUAUUGACGAAAAAAAACUGAAUAACAAUAAUCUUUGUCUCAUUUUUGAAUUGGAUAAUGUAAAUAUUAACAAAAUAACUUUCCAAUUGCUGUGUACAGUUUCUACUUCUCGAUAUUUUCAAUGAAAAACAAUAAAGUAUUUGAUGCGAUA